Messenger RNA from Mesorhabditis belari, 273 nucleotides. NCBI's taxonomy places the organism in Eukaryota, Metazoa, Nematoda, Chromadorea, Rhabditida, Rhabditidae. The record is from the annotation of a GenBank genome assembly.
AUGAAAUUCUUCUUCACGUUUGCUUUUGUCAUCUGCAUUUUCGUGGUUGCUGAGGCGUUUGUCUGUCCAACAGGACACGCCGCGUGUGGACCGGGAAAAGGGUGUUCGGUUGGCUUUCGAUGCAACACACCGCCUGGUGGACCAAGCGGCUGCUGUUAUAGACCAGGCACUUUUUGCCCGAUAGCUGCCCGAUGUGGUCCGGGCAAUGGGUGGACUUGCUCGGUGGGCGCAUGUCUUUCCCCGGCGCCAUAUGCUAAUGGUUGCUGUGUGCGG